CUUUGUGUUACCAGUAACUUGUUGCUUCCCACCUUUGUUUACUAUCGAUAUUUUGAUCCACUCUCAGUCCAAGGGUCAUAGUUUUAUUUUACCCUGUCAGUGAGCUAGCCCCAUAACUGUUGAGUACCAUGGCUUUGAACAUCCCUGGUCUGGUUGUGGUGGUGCUGUUCUACCUCCUGGUUUUGGGGACGGGGAUUUGGGCUUCCAAGAAGUCUAAGAGGGUUGAGAGGGCGAACCAGGGAAACAGGUCAGAAGUGAUGCUUCUUGGAGGCAGGAGUAUCAACUUGAUGGUGGGAGUUUUCACCAUGACUGCUACGUGGGUUGGAGGUGGUUUCAUCCUCGGUGUGGCUGAAGCAGUGUACUCUCCGAAAAUGGGCUUAAUAUGGGCACUUAUGCCUGUGCAGUACUCCGUGUCCUUUGUAAUUGGUGGACUUUUCUUUGCCAAGCCGAUGAGGGACAAGAAGUAUGUCACCAUGAUGGACCCAUUCCAGAUUAAGUAUGGAAAAAUUCUGAGUGGUGCAUUAGCACUGCCCGCCCUGCUGUCGGAUGUGCUCUGGGUCACCUGCACUCUAGUUGGCUUAGGAUCAACCAUGAGUGUGAUACUGGAAAUACCCUACUUCUAUGCUAUUUGGAUCUCUUCAGCAGUGGCCAUUCUCUACACAUUGUUAGGAGGCCUUUAUUCUGUGGCCUACACUGAUGUCAUCCAGCUCUCUCUAGCAUUCAUCGGUCUGUGGAUAUGUAUCCCCUUCCUUCUACUCAACCCCGCAUCCGCAAACAUCGCCCACACAGCUUUUAACCACAUGUAUCAAGACCCCUGGAUAGGCACUUUGGAGCUGGACCAAGCUUGGAGGUGGACUGAUGACUUCUUAAUGCUGGGUCUGGGUAGUGUGGGAUUCCAGUGCUUCCACCAGAGGAUACUGUCUGCCUCCUCCUCAGCAAAGGCCCAGUUCACCUGCUUUGCUGCUGCCCUUGUCAUUGCCAUCCUUGGAAUCCCUUCUGUCUUGGUUGGGGCUGUGGCAGCCUCCACAGACUGGAACAGGACCAUGUACGGUUCUCCAUCUCCAUAUGAACGUGGUGAUGUGUUUUUGAUUCUUCCCCUGACCUUACAAAACCUCACCCCAUCUUAUGUCUCUGUUAUUGGGGUUGGAGCCAUGGCUGCUGCUGUUAUGUCAUCCACAGACUCUGUCCUGCUGUCAGCAACCUCUGUUUUCUCAACCAACAUCUACAAGAACAUCUUGCGUAAACAGGCAUCAGACCGUGAGAUGGAGUGGGUGAUUCGGGUCUCAGUGGUGGUGGUGGGCCUGGUCGGCACGGCUCUAACAUUCCAGACCAAAAGUGUCCUGAUGCUCUGGAUCCUUGGAGCAGAUGUUGCCUACACCCUUAUAUUCCCACACCUGGCUUCCAUCCUCUUCUUUAAGGUGUCAAAUGGUUACGGGGCCUCUGUGGGUUUCAUUGUUGGUGUGACAGUAAGAAUUUUGUUGGGAGAGGAGUCUGUAGGUCUUCCUGCUAUCUUCCCACUUCCCGGCUGCACGGUGGAAGAUGGAGUCUGCAGCCAGCGGCUUCCUGUCAGGACAAUCUCCAUGCUCACCACCUUUAUGACCAUCUUGUUUUUCUCUGCCCUGGCCUCGUUCAUGUUCAGUCAUGACCUGUUACCCGAGAGGUGGGACGUGUUCAAGGUAAAAUGUGAUGUUUCUACAUCACCAGUGGAUCCAGUCACACAGAGCCUCAAAGAGGAUGCUGGAUGCAACUCAGUCUCUGAUGAAAAUGAACAUGGAUUUGCUUUACAACCAGUGCUGUAGAUAUAUUACAGAUUCUACGUUUUUGGGAAGCUGUUGGUUUUUAGAAUAAUCUUAUCAAAUUAAGUGAUCAAGAUACUUGAAUUAAUUCAGUGUUUAUUGUUUAUUAUCAUUGCAAUGGAUAUUUUUGACAAGGAGCCACUACAGUAAAGUCUGCUUCUAUACUUGCAAAUGGAGUCCCUUGAUUUUUUGGGGGAAAUUUUGCUUUAUCUUAUCUAAUAAUCUGCAGAUUGUUGCUUUGGUUGACAAACCUGCUCCCUACUGAACACUUGUUUGCCUUAAAAAAAAAAAAAAAAGAUCCAUUGAUUCUUUCUCAACGUUUAAUCUUAUGAAUUGUUUCUGUUUAGAGCAACUGAAAGGUAAUAUUGCCUUAAUUUCAACACAUGGAUGGUAUCCAGUCUAUUCUUUAGUAAAUCUUGAUCUAAGCUGAAAGGUUCAUGUUUCAUUAAAUGUUUAAUGUUUAAAGGUUAAUGUUUCACAGGCAACAAACAAAGGGGUGAAACUGAGUUUAAUCAUCAGCUAGUGCAAUGAGUGAUUGCUCACUGAAUUGUUGAUGAAGAUUUUGAAACUUACUCUACCCAAUUCUACUCUUAAUUUGGGUUGGGCAUGGUUUGGAUUUUAUCAAUUCUUUAUUAAUUCCAAUUCUGUUUUUCAAUUCCGUUUUUUAACGAUUC
Messenger RNA from Myripristis murdjan (pinecone soldierfish), 2470 nucleotides. Its product is annotated as high affinity choline transporter 1-like. The transcript is spliced from 8 exons. Gene Ontology annotation, biological process: acetylcholine biosynthetic process; transmembrane transport; choline transport. Gene Ontology annotation, cellular component: plasma membrane. The record is from RefSeq and is a predicted model, not a curated record. Bases 129 to 1799 code for a protein of 556 amino acids. Gene Ontology annotation, molecular function: choline:sodium symporter activity. NCBI's taxonomy places the organism in Eukaryota, Metazoa, Chordata, Actinopteri, Holocentriformes, Holocentridae.